Lolium rigidum is the source of this 2130-nucleotide messenger RNA. RefSeq lists its product as uncharacterized. NCBI's taxonomy places the organism in Eukaryota, Viridiplantae, Streptophyta, Magnoliopsida, Poales, Poaceae. Gene Ontology annotation, molecular function: ATP binding; protein binding; protein kinase activity. The transcript is spliced from 10 exons. Gene Ontology annotation, biological process: protein phosphorylation. The record is from RefSeq and is a predicted model, not a curated record.
UUAUUACCCAAGGAAAUGACGUUAGACUUCUUGCAGACCAUCACGGCUCAGUUUUCAAAUGAGCUGAUUAUUUCUCGUUGCGCGUUCGGAACAUCGUAUAAGGGAUUUCUUCCAGACGGCGAGGCGAUUAUCGUGAAUAAACUUGCGGAAAAUGCGCCACUGUCACGUGACAAAGCAUUUACUAACGAGGUUCAAAAUAUUAUGGCCCUCCAAAAUGAAAAUGUGAUACGGCUGCUUGGCUACUGUCAUGAAGGUCAGAAGAAAGUGGUGCUGCACAAUGGAAGAUAUAUUGUUGCAGACGUGUUCGAAAGUUUGGUCUGCUACGAAUAUUUACCUAAAGGAAGCCUUCAAAAAAAUCUUUUCGAAGAACCCAGUAAAAUGGAUUGGGGGACACGGUUCAAAGUAAUUAAGGGGAUUUGCCAAGGUUUACUCUUUCUACAUCGCAUUCCUAUUAUCCAUAUGGAAAUAAGGCCUGAAAGCAUACUGUUGGACAAUAACAUGCGGCCAAAAAUUGCAUGUUUUGGUCUCUCGAGACUAUUCGGUCAAGAACAAACAAGGGCGCACACGCAAAAUGUCGUGGGAUCAUAUGGAUAUGUGGCUCCGGAAUAUCUGUACACAGGUGAAAUCUCGGCCAAAUUGGACAUAUACACUUUAGGCCUACUCAUCCUACAGACCACCACCGGAGAGAAAAAUAUUCCCAAACAGAAUGACCCAAGUGGACGGGAUUUUAUUAAGAAUGUACAUCAAAAGUGGACACUUGAGCACAUAGAUUGGGAGUACCUAUUCUUGGAUUCAGAUGGCCUCCGGCAAGUGCAAACUUGCAUCGAAAUUGGACUAGAAUGUGUGGAGAUUGAUCGGCACAAGAGACCAUCCAUAGAACAAAUUGUAGACAAGUUCGACAGACUUUCGCAGAUAAGUUCCGAUAGUGUUCUAAGCCUGCAACCCCAGCGGAUAAACUUCCCCAUUAAUCCGAAAAGAUUGACCUCCAGCUCGCUUUACCUAAUAAACAGGACAGAUGACCGUAUUGCUUUCAGGAUUGUGACCCAAAUCCCAAAGAAGUACCGUACAAAGUUACCAUUUUGUGGCAUUGUGCUGCCAAAGUGCACCUACACUCUCAACGUGAUAACACCCGAACAGAGGAAGGCACCACCCUUGGAAAGCGACAACUCUCUGACACUGCAAAGCAGUAAAGCACUCCAUGACGAUGAGGACCUCGACAGUAUGGACCCAGUUUCCGUGGCCAUGUUCCUUGACACCGCCGGAGAUAAGGUGCAAGAGGCGAAAGUUGUGGUUGCUUGCGGGCCAUUAACUGAAACUGUCUCUAAUCAGGUUAGUUCAGUCAUAGACGGUCAGAAUUACCGCGAGGUGUUGUCCGUAGAUGUCCAUCCAACAAAACCAUGGAUCUUGUCGAGCAACAACAAGGGUUAUGUUUGCAUUUGGAACUACCAAACGCAGGUAGGAAUUUUUACGACUUAAUAAGUAGCAGUAAUCACCUUCAAAAACUACCACUCUAAUAUUAUAUUUUCCAUCGCAGUAUAUUCGGUAAAAUUUAUUGAGCGAGAGGAAUGGUUUGUAGUUGGUACAGGCAAUGGGUCCAUCUAUGUGUUCGAUUAUAAUACCAUGGAAGAAGUCGAAGAGAUCGAAGCUCAUGAUGGUCAUGGUAUCAUGUGUCUGGCGGUGAAUCCCACGUCUUCAUAUGUGCUAUCAGCAUCUGAUGACCGUACGAUUAAGCUUUGGGACUGGACUAACGAAUGGCAGUGUACCCGAACUUUUGAGGGGCACGAGGAUACAGUCACACAAAUCUGGAAUAUUCACUCUGCAACGUGCAACAUCACAUUGGAUGAGCAUCAGGAUGGUCUACUCUGUGUUCAUUACCACCCUCGGAAUGUUGAACAGAUGAUUUCCGGAUCUUCAGAUGGAGCUGCAAAGAUCUGGGAUCUAGAUACGGACAGUUGUGUUGCUACGCUCCAAGAACAUGCAGAAGGUCUCAGUGCUCUCUGUUGGCACCCUGAACUUUGGUUGCUAGUUACUGGUUCGCUUGAUGGAACUGUGCGAAUCUGGAAUUUUAACUAUACAACCGAUACGUAUAGGUAUUUCCUUCUACUUCUGUACAGUCUUGCACUAGGAUAA